This is a messenger RNA of Arachis stenosperma, 1048 nucleotides long. Its product is annotated as protein FATTY ACID EXPORT 2, chloroplastic-like. Bases 57 to 770 code for a protein of 237 amino acids. Gene Ontology annotation, cellular component: membrane. The record is from RefSeq and is a predicted model, not a curated record. The transcript is spliced from 3 exons. NCBI's taxonomy places the organism in Eukaryota, Viridiplantae, Streptophyta, Magnoliopsida, Fabales, Fabaceae.
AUUACCAACAAAAAUGAAAUAAAAAACACAGAUCAAGAACCUCCGCGAUUACAAUCAUGAUGGCAGAAGCUGUGUUUGGUGUAUCGACGAGUCCUUCUUUCUCUCUUCGGCCCACAACUGCCACCACUUCUUCUAGAACCUUCCACACUCUUCCAACAACCACCACCGUUUCGCUGUUUCACACUCCUGCAUUCAGUUACUUGCGUCAAAGCUUAACUCAUUCCAACACUAGCUCUCACGUGUACGCUGCCGUUGUCUCUUCCGAUUCGAAAGCAUCUUCCGUUGACCUAGGUCAACCAGAAUUGGACAAUACCGGUGGUGGUGGUAGUGCCGGAAACGGUUUUGGAGACCGCGGUGGUGGUGGUGGUGGUGGCGGCGGCGGCGGUGGGAACGACGAUAACAAGGACAAAGAAGGAUCUGACGCGGAACAUAAGAGGAGGAUGGCUCUCUUGAUGUCUCAGAAAUUCACUCUUGGUUACGCUGCUCUCGUAGGAGUGGGUGGUCUGAUGGGCUAUUUGAAGAGUGGGAGCCAGAAGUCGCUUUUGGCCGGUGGCGUGUCUGCGGCUUUGCUGUAUUAUGUGUACACUGAGCUACCUCUGAGGCCUGUUUUUGCAUCAUCUGUGGGCCUUGGCAUAUCAGCUGCACUUUUGGGGGUGAUGGGUUCUCGUUUCAAGAAAUCAGGGAAGAUCUUUCCAGCAGGUGUUGUUUCCUUAGUCUCCCUUAUAAUGACGGGUGGUUACUUGCAUGGAAUUAUGCGUAGCUCUCACUAGAAUACUAGAAUGUAAACAAGGAAGGUGAGAUUGUAGGGUAUCAUGCAAUCUUUGGCUAAAUACAAUCUCCUUUUGUUAUGAGCAUUGUGUUGCUUUCUAGGGCCUUUGUUGUGAAAUAAAGAGCCAGAGUUUGGAACUUCUGUGUUGCCACUGUUUACGAGCAUUGUUAUUAUUAUUUUAAGAUGGACCAUUUCCUCGUGUUAAGGAUGUUAGUAUGUUACAUAAAUUUUGGUCAUUAACAAUCAAUAUGGAUCACUCUGUGUAGAGUUUGUGUGUUA